GAAAACCUGAAUAUAUCUACAAAAUAAAACCCUCACAAAGCUGUUGACAGAGAAAUAGAAAAGUCAUCACUGAAUCAUCAUGUCUUGGUGCACAAUUGAGUCAGAUCCUGGUGUUUUUACUGAACUUAUACAACACAUGCGUGUUAAAGGUGUUCAGGUUGAGGAGCUGUAUUCCUUGGAUCUUGAUUCUCUAGACAACCUUAGGCCUAUAUAUGGAUUGAUUUUCCUUUUCAAAUGGCAUCCAGGGGAAAAAGAUGAGCGCCCUGCGAUUAAGGAUUCAAAUCCCAAUCUUUUUUUUGCCAGUCAGGUCAUUAACAAUGCUUGUGCAACCCAAGCAAUUUUAUCUAUCCUGAUGAACUGUCCGGAUAUUGAGAUUGGCGAUGAAUUGUCGAAAUUGAAAGAAUUUGCUAAGAAUUUUCCACCUGAGCUCAAAGGUUUGGCUAUUAACAAUAGUGACGUUAUACGUACAGCUCAUAAUAGUUUUGCGAGACCUGAGCCUUUUGUUCCCGAUGAGCAGAAGGCUGCUGGAAAAGAUGAUGAUGUGUAUCAUUUUAUUAGUUAUUUGCCGGUUGAUGGAGUGCUUUAUGAGCUUGAUGGCUUGAAAGAGGGUCCCAUUAGCCUGGGGCAAAUUACUGGUGGGCCCAAUGAUCUGGACUGGUUGCGGAUGGUGCAACCAGUGAUCCAAGAACGCAUAGAGAAGUAUUCCAAAAAUGAAAUAAGAUUCAAUCUCAUGGCAGUGAUCAAGAACAGGAGAGAAAUAUACACUGCUGAGCUCAAGGAGCUCCAGAGGAAGAGGGAACGUAUCCUGCAGCAGCUGGCUGCAUCCCAGUCUGAUCGACUAGCGGACAAUAGCAAUCCAGAGCAAUUGAGCAAAUCUCUAUCGGAGGUAAAUUCUGGGAUCGAGGCUGCAACUGAAAAGAUAUUGGUGGAGGAGGAAAAGUUCAAGAAGUGGAAAACAGAAAAUAUUCGAAGGAAGCAUAACUACAUACCCUUUCUGUUCAACUUCCUGAAGAUUCUGGCUGAAAAGAAGCAGCUGAAGCCCCUUAUCGAGAAGGCCAAGCAAAAGGCGGGAAUGUCUGAAGGAUAGGUGUUUUAUGUUUAUGGUCUAACUGUGGUAAUAUUUCUGUCAAACUGAUUUACUGUUAGGAUAAUUCUCUGGAAGCAUAUGCAUGUCUGAAGUCGGAGCUUCAAAAUGGCAUUUAUGGGCCUUGGGGUCUGUGUUUUUAAAUAUGUUUAUGUUUUGGCUGUGGUUUCCGAGGGUCGAUGUAACUCAUUAACUCAUGAAAUGCAGCUGUUCAUUAUCAA
Molecule: messenger RNA, 1305 nt
Organism: Mercurialis annua (annual mercury)
Lineage: Eukaryota; Viridiplantae; Streptophyta; Magnoliopsida; Malpighiales; Euphorbiaceae
Product: ubiquitin carboxyl-terminal hydrolase 2
Exons: 5
Coding region: 80-1087 (335 amino acids)
Biological process (GO): protein deubiquitination; ubiquitin-dependent protein catabolic process
Cellular component (GO): cytoplasm
Molecular function (GO): cysteine-type deubiquitinase activity
Source: RefSeq, a predicted model, not a curated record